AUGCCUGCGCGCUCCCUGCCCCUGCGCGCUCCCUGCCCCGAGCCUGCGCUGCCCCUGAGCUCCUGGGCGAUUGCCAAAGUGGAAAAGUUGAAGCCUCUGGAAGUAGAAUUGAGGCGCUUGGAAGAUCUUUCAGAGUCCAUUGUUAAUGACUUUGCUUAUAUGAAGAAACGAGAAGAAGAAAUGAGGGACACGAAUGAGUCAACGAACACUCGGGUUCUGUACUUCAGCAUUUUCUCCAUGUGCUGUCUCAUCGGACUGGCCACCUGGCAGGUUUUCUACCUGCGUCGCUUCUUCAAAGCCAAGAAACUAAUUGAGUAAAGGAGCAAAUCCUCAUCCCCCUCCUCUCAGACCCAGCUGGACACCGCUGGGACCUAGCCAUGGCCCCCUGGAGCCAUCUCACAGAUGAUACCCACUGACUAGAGUUUUUCUGGAGGAACUUGGACCUUAAAGGAGGAGGGGAGCCUAAACAUUGGAGGCAACGGGGAACUUGUGAAUUCCUGUUGGAUACUGAGGGUGGGGGAGGUCAUGAUGGGUUUGGGUAUUCCUGGGGCAGUGAUUAAAUAAAAAAAGAUGUUUCCAUGACAGCUGCAGCAAGUUUUUUGCGCUGUCUGUUUUCCUUUUAUAAUCAUGGCUUGAUGAUGUCUCCCGUCUGUCUGUGACUGUAGAGUUACUCUGAGCCACUUGACCCUGCUGAGCUCUUUAGGUGCCAUGCAGCAAGCACUGGGGCAGAGCAGAGGAGUCACUGUUCUGGCCAUCUGGGAUCUCAGCCUCGUGCAAAUGGAGAUGAGUGAAAAACAAUAGGAUUCAUCAUUCCAGCAGGGCCUGAGGGUAGAGGGUCAUCCAAGGUUUGGUCCCUGUUGUGGACCUCUGUGUUUCUCCCUGUGGGAGCUGGUGUCUUUGUGUUGACUAGUCAGGGCACUUGAGCAUACAGUGAUUCAGCCUGGAGGAAGGGGUGCCUUGGAAGGAGGGCUUGGGAAUGUAUUUGAGCUUAGAAAGAAGCCUGCUUUGCUCAAAUAAGCUGUCCAGCCUUGGUCCUGCCCUUGCUCCACAUGUUUGUCUUGGAUUUGCCUCUCUCUUAUUCUGAAAUGAUGCAGCAGCUUUCCUAAAAGCCUUGGUCAGGAACAGGCUUUUGUGCAGACAGGAGGCCUUGGUCAGAUACAGUCACAGAGCAAAUGGGAACAGGUUAUGCUAGGAAACUUGGUCUUACAGCGAGCAGGAGACAUCUAUCAGAGUAACAUUUAUCCAGGCAGCUG
This is a messenger RNA of Acanthisitta chloris (rifleman), 1253 nucleotides long. RefSeq names its product transmembrane emp24-like trafficking protein 10 (yeast) (gene TMED10). Gene Ontology annotation, cellular component: endoplasmic reticulum; endoplasmic reticulum-Golgi intermediate compartment; Golgi apparatus. Bases 1 to 318 code for a protein of 105 amino acids. NCBI's taxonomy places the organism in Eukaryota, Metazoa, Chordata, Aves, Passeriformes, Acanthisittidae. The record is from RefSeq and is a predicted model, not a curated record. Gene Ontology annotation, biological process: endoplasmic reticulum to Golgi vesicle-mediated transport; intracellular protein transport; Golgi organization. The transcript has 3 exons.